UAGUCUCCUCUGUGAGCCUCACGCAGCCCGUGACAGCCUGUGAAUCUGCCACGGAAGAAAACCCCACGGUAGAGUCCAGCCGCGGAACGUCCACACUCUGAAAGCAGCGUCCUGGUUGUUGUUCAUCGGUCCCAGUCAGUGUCAUCAUGGCGAGUCCAAGGACCAGGAGAGUUCUGAAGGAAGUGAGGACCCAAGAUGAGAAUAAUCUUUGUUUUGAGUGUGGGGCUUUCAACCCUCAGUGGGUUAGUGUCACAUAUGGCAUUUGGAUCUGCCUUGAGUGCUCUGGGAAGCACAGAGGCCUGGGAGUGCACCUGAGUUUUGUGCGCUCGGUCACCAUGGACAAGUGGAAAGAUAUUGAACUGGAGAAAAUGAAAGCUGGUGGAAAUGGAAAGUUCCACCUGUUUCUAGAACUCCAAGAUGAUUAUGACCCAAACUGGACCUUACAGGAUAAGUACAACAGCAAAGCUGCUGCGCUCUUCAGAGACAAGGUAGCAACAUUAGCUGAGGGGAAAGAGUGGUCCAUUGAUACGUCCCCUGCCAGAAACUGGACUCCUCCUCAACCUAAGUCGGGCCUUUCAUCGUCUCACCGAUCUGGAGGAUCUGGACAGAAUCCAGCCAGUUCUGGUGACAAAGCUUUUGAGGAUUGGUUGAGUGACGAUGUCAACUCUUAUCAAAGUGGGGGAGGCUACAGUGGGAACCAAGAGAAUCGAUAUGUUGGUUUUGGCAACACUGUAACCCCAGAGAAGAAGGAUGAGGACUUCUUGAACAAUGCAAUGUCGUCAAUUUAUUCAGGCUGGAGCAGUUUUACUGUUGGUGCCACCAAAUUUGCUUCAAUUGCCAAAGAUAAUACAACAAAACUGGCGAACCAAGCAACUUUAAAGUUGAGGGGCUAUAAAGCACCCCCUGAACCGGCCACAGAGUUAGGACAGACAAUAAAUGAGAAUGUUAUCAAACCUACCCACGAGAAGGUCAAAGAUGGCAAAUUGAUAGAUGAAAUGACAGUCGGCAUCACUGGGCUGGCAAACAAGGUUCAGGGAGCUGGAGCAAAAUUGACAAACCUGUUUACUGGAAAACCGCAAGAUGGCUCUGGUGGAGAGAGCUACCAGAACAUGGAUGCUACUGAGGGGUAUCAAGGCAGCUCCAGCCAACCUGUGUCGAGGGAUUUCUGGGAAACCUUUGGCAGCAACAGCUCCUUAAAGGAGAAGAAAUCUCCCAGCAGUGACAGCUGGACCAUGGCAGAUAAUUCUGCCAAGAAGAGCUCUGACAGCUGGGACAAUUGGGGCUCUGAAGGAGCCUCCAACAACAAACACAGCACAGAGGAGAGCUGGGAGGCCUGGGACAACAACUGGGAGAAUGCGGAUGGUAAGACAAAGAAGAGUCCCUCGAAGCCUGCUGAUGAAGCCUGGGAUAAUGCAGGCUGGUGAUUGCCUCAUAAACUUACAUCACCUAAAGUUUUUUUUUUUUUCCCCCUUUCCACCUUCUGCCAGUUUCUCUCCUGUUAUUCAUCUCAUUUGCACUUUCUGGAAGAGAGUUGCAUUAGCUUAACUCCUGUUCAUGCAUUCAGGAUGAAUUUAAUCAAUGAACCCCAGAGAUGAUUUGAGCUUAUCAAAUGAACACCUAAAGGAACUGUUUACUGCCAGAGCUAUAUUUUAUUAGGAACUGCCCCCAUCUCAAAGAAUCACCUUUAUUCAGUGUAGAUAAAAUCAUGACUUCCUGUAUGGAUUGAUAAAAUGUUUUGGUUGUAAAGUAAAAUAAAGCGGUGUGCCAACAAUAAGUGGUUUGGCAAUACUGUUGUUUUUCAACACUGAAAUUAUCGCAUGGGAAAAAAAAAUCUGGUAUUGUAAAUGAGUCACUGUAAAUAUGACAAUAUUUUUUCUGUUUAGUCUAAUUAUUAUUUUUGAGCACCUGAUGCCCAUUUAGCCCUGCAGUUACAGAUUUAAAAUCAAUUACAAUGAAACAGUUUAAGAGCUUGUCUACAGGUGAUUAACCUAUCGGAACUUAAAAUCGUGAUAUGUAACAUGUAAUAUGUGGAUCUAUUAUUUGUCAUUUUGAGUCAUCGAGACCCCAAAACUGCUUAAAAAAAUUUGAGAGCUGCAGAAUCCCUUUGUUGUGUGAUUAGGACAAGAAAAUGAGACAAAAGGAUCCUGUGAAAAUUGGCUGGUGUUGCUAAGACACAGAAAAAAAAUCUAAAACAUCUAAAUGUUUCUGUACAAUUUGAAUUAAUUCCUUCUCAAUAAUAAGAGGAAAUUGUUUCUUAGUUAAUUUUACUGUUCUUGAGCAUCCUCCUGUUUAGCAUAGAGUGAGCCUGGACACUUACGAGUCAUAAAACCACCAUUAGACACCAAAUAAAUUAUUGGUAUUCUCUCAUUUUCAUAGAAAUUGCAAUACAAGUACAACUGAAGAUCUGAUUUAAUCAUCAGAUGAACUGUCCAUCAUUGUAAAGCUAUUAAGAUCUAUUCUAUUUUGGGGCUUUUAUGCGUUUUGUUAUGUUUAGUUUUUCAUUUUUUAAUAUUUGUUUUAAAUUAACACUACGUGUCAAAAUCACUCUGUCUUUACCGCUCAGAUCAGGGUUCUUUAAUUAAACAAACUUGUAUUAUCAAUCAGACAUAUCAUCUUGUCCUCAUUUUCUACUUUUAUGUUUU
Messenger RNA from Xiphophorus couchianus (Monterrey platyfish), 2642 nucleotides. RefSeq names its product ADP-ribosylation factor GTPase activating protein 1 (gene arfgap1). The record is from RefSeq and is a predicted model, not a curated record. Gene Ontology annotation, molecular function: GTPase activator activity. Lineage: Eukaryota; Metazoa; Chordata; Actinopteri; Cyprinodontiformes; Poeciliidae. The transcript has 14 exons. Bases 147 to 1424 code for a protein of 425 amino acids. Gene Ontology annotation, biological process: regulation of endocytosis; regulation of ARF protein signal transduction. Gene Ontology annotation, cellular component: Golgi membrane.